AUGUAUCAAAAAUUUAUAAAGAAAAUCCUCUCUCUGCAAUUAUUGACUAUUAACGAAAUAGAACAAUUAUGUGAGAAAGUUAUAGAAAUACUUAUUAAAGAAUCAAACUUUCCUAAUAUUUCAAGCCCGGUUUCGGUGUGUGGCGAUAUACAUGGCCAGAUAUUUGAUUUGGUAGAUCUUUUUCGACGAGAAGGAGAUCCUAGCAAACAAAAAUAUAUAUUUUUGGGUAAUUAUGUCGAUCGAGGAGAAUACAGUACUGAGUGUAUAUUCUUGCUUAUAAUUUAUAAAAUUUUAUAUCCAAGUAAUAUUUUUUUAGUGCGAGGUAAUCAUGAGCAGAAAAAUAUUUCAAAGACUUAUGGCUUGUAUCAUGAAACACUAAAAAAGUAUAACGUGAAUAUUUGGAGACUUUUAUGCGAGGUAUUCUCUUUUUUUAAUAUUGGAUGUAUCGUAGACGGAAGAAUUUUUUGUGUGCACGGAGGAAUAUCUCCUAAAACUAUAUCUUUAGAUAAAUUAAAAAGAUUAAAUAGAUUUGUAAUUAAUGCGAACAAUGAAUAUGAAGAUAUUUUAUGGAGUGAUCCACAUGACGACAAGGGAUUUAAGGAAAGUAAUCGACACAAAGGGUUUCUUUUUGGCGGUGAUGUUAGUAAUAUUUUUUUGGAGUGUAACGAUUUGACGAAUAUAAUAAGAAGUCAUCAAUUCGCUUUUGAAGGCUAUAAAUUUCAUUUUCCUGAUCGAAAUGUCGUAACUGUUUGGGGUGCACCUGAUUAUUUAGGCAAAUUUGGUAAUCCAGGCAGUUUUAUGAAGGUUGAAGAAGAUUUAGAAAUAUCUUGUCAACGAUUAGUUAUUUAUAAUAAUGCAAUAAGGAAUGUAGAUAAUAUGAAGGACCUUUAUAGUGAGAAAUAUUAA
Vairimorpha ceranae is the source of this 906-nucleotide messenger RNA. RefSeq names its product serine threonine protein phosphatase 2a. Gene Ontology annotation, biological process: peptidyl-serine dephosphorylation. The coding region runs from base 1 to 906 and encodes 301 amino acids. NCBI's taxonomy places the organism in Eukaryota, Fungi, Microsporidia, Nosematidae. Gene Ontology annotation, molecular function: protein serine/threonine phosphatase activity. The transcript has a single exon. The record is from RefSeq and is a predicted model, not a curated record.